UUGUCUUCUAGAGGGCGCAGAUGCAAAUGGCGAUACGAUACGCCCGCGUCCGGUCAUAUCUGGGUCCAGGAUCAUGAAAACAAGUCGUCCAUCUAAGUGAAAUUCGCAGUUGUUAUUGGAAUUUUCUUCCGAAAGAAUACGUUGUGCUAGUCUACCGUGAACUCUUGCAAAAUCUUCACAAACCAUGGGGGUUCCAAAGUUUUUCCGGUACAUAAGCGAACGCUAUCCUUGCCUCAGUGAGCUAGUAAAAGAAUACCAGAUCCCAGAGUUUGACAAUCUCUACCUGGAUAUGAAUGGUAUCAUCCAUAUGUGUUCGCAUCCGAACGACUUUGACCCACAUUUCAGGAUAACUGAAGAAAGAAUAUUUAAAGAUAUUUUUCACUACUUGGAGAUUCUUUUUCAAAUAAUAAAGCCAAGGAAGUUGUUUUUCAUGGCUGUUGAUGGAGUUGCUCCCAGAGCCAAAAUGAAUCAGCAGAGAGGACGCAGAUUUCGCUCAGCUAAGGAAGCCGAGGUAUUGGAGAAGAGAGCAGAGGCCAAAGGAGAAAAAUUGCCCAAAGAAGCACGGUUUGACUCAAACUGCAUUACCCCAGGCACAGUUUUCAUGGCAAGACUUCACGAACAGUUGAAGUAUUUUGUCACUGACAAAAUGUCUAAUGACCCCCAGUGGAAAGGUGUUAAAGUGAUUUUGUCAGGCCAUGAGACACCUGGAGAAGGAGAGCAUAAGAUUAUGGAGUAUAUAAGAUGGAUGAAAACUCAAACAAGUUAUGAUCCUAACACACGUCAUUGUCUGUAUGGUCUGGAUGCUGAUCUGAUGAUGCUUGGUUUAUGCACACAUGAGCCUCAUUUUUCCCUUCUUCGUGAAGAAGUGAAAUUUGGCAAACAAUCUAAACGAACAUCAGUUCCUGAAGAAACACGAUUCUAUCUCCUGCAUCUUUCCCUGAUGAGAGAGUACCUUGAUUUGGAAUUUCAGGCUUUAAAGAACAAGCUUAAAUUUCCAUAUGAUUUAGAAUCUAUUAUUGAUGAUUGGGUCCUAAUGGGAUUUCUUGUUGGCAACGAUUUUAUUCCCCAUCUGCCUGAUGUUCACAUUGCAAGUGGGGCCCUACCAAUGCUAUAUAAUGCAUACAUAGAGGUUUUGCCCACAUUAGAAGGUUAUAUCAAUGAAAAUGGGCACCUUAAACUUGAUCGUUUUCAAAAGUUUAUGGAAAAAUUGGCAGCUUUUGACAUCAAUCAAUUUAAAGACACUUAUGCUGAUAUGAAGUAUUUUGAAAGCAAAACUAAUAGGAAAAUGGGAUCAAAAGAUAGCCGUGCUGACAAACAACCUCAAAACGGAGAUGAAGGCCUUAGUGAAACAAAAACUGGGAUCUCAGAAUUGGAUGCCCUAAUAAAAGCCACUAAUGAAAUGGUAUUGGAAAAGUUUUUUGAUGAUGAAGAAGGAGAUGCUGGUAUAGUAGAUGAAGAUGAAGAUGAUGUUGAUGUCUUUGCCUCAAGAACAUAUGAUGAUGAUUCUGAUUCAGAAAUAUCUGACACAUUCAGAUGGGAAUUUCAUCAGCAUAAAAAAGAUUAUUAUAGGAAUAAAUUGGAAUACGGAAAAGUGACAGAACAUGUUUUACGAGACCAGGCUGAGGGCUAUGUUCGGGCAAUUCAAUGGAACCUUCACUAUUAUUACCAUGGAGUUGCAUCUUGGUCAUGGUAUUAUCCUCAUCAUUAUGCUCCCUAUGUCUCUGACAUUUGCAAUUUCAAGGAUAUUACCUUGCAUUUUGAACUGGGUGAACCAUUUAAACCUUUUGAGCAGCUUUUAGCAGUUCUACCAUCAGCUAGUAAAUCAUUGCUGCCAGCACCCUAUCAAGAACUAAUGACUCAAGAAAAUUCUCCUAUACUAGAGUACUAUCCUCCAGAAUUCCAAACAGAUCUCAAUGGAAAAAAGCAAGACUGGGAGGCAGUUGUUCUAAUUCCUUUUAUUGAUGAGAAGAAACUUUUGUCUGCCAUGCUUCCUUGUGAAGAGAGACUGACAAAUGAUGAAAAGAAUCGGAAUAGUUUUGGGCCAAUGCUAGAGUACACAUUUUCAAAUGAAACACUUGGAGAGUACAGUGCUCCUCAGUAUUUCUCUACCAUAAAAAAUAAUCAUGCCUUAGUGCGUGCAAUAUGGAGAAAAGACUUACAUCUGCAACCUGAAGAAAUUGUGCAUGGUCUCCCUCGUGGUGUGCGUCUGGAUGUUUACUUUCCUGGCUUUCCUACUUUCAAACAUUUACCUUUUAAGGGGUGUCUGAAGAAAGCCAAAGUUCAAGUCUUUGACCAAGCAAGUAGAGGUGAAAAUAUGAUAUUGACAAUAUUGAAUGUUUGCUCAUUUUCCCUGAAAGAGGCUGCCGACCAUUAUCUUGGGAAGAAUGUUUACUGUGGUUGGCCUCAUAUGUCUGAAGCAAGAGUAAUAGGGGUCGCAGAUGGUUCAAAACGUUACAACCUCCUUGCUAGUGGCAAAGUUGCAUUGGAAAACCUUUCCAAUAAUUUAUCUGAUCAAUGUGAGGCUACCAAAAAAGCCCUUGGUAAUGAGUACAUGAGACGUCAAGGAGUGGAAAUUGGUUGCACCAAUCUUGUAGUUUAUGUGAAUCAUGUAGUUGGUAGAAAGUAUGUGUUUGGUCAGGCCGGAAAGAUUACCACGGAGAAACAAUACACUGAAAUUCAAGACCCAUAUGCCAUACAAACAGUUGUUCAAGACAUUGCUGUCCAUGACUCAAGUUUUGUACAGUUUCAAACCCUUGAGGAGGUAUUUCCUGUGGGUAGUAAAUGCUUCCUUCUUGCAUCUCCAGUUUACGGAAGUAUGGGUGAGGUUCUUGAGGUUAAAAUGAAAGAGGGACGUUUGUUUUUGAAAAUCAGCACUAAUGGAGAACCAGAUGUUGAUUAUGUGCGUUACAACCAACAUUCAUCAAAAUCCCAGUUCAUGCCAGGUAGCAAAGCAGCACAACAUAUUGGGAUAAGCUCACACAUACUCUCUAGGAUCACUGGAACAGUCUUUUUGAUUGUUGGAAAUAAACAGGCUGAUAACCCAAGCAAAAUCAACAUAGGACUGAAUCUUAAAUUCAAUAAGAAAAAUGAAGAGGUUCCUGGCUUCACUAAAAAAGAAAAUAAUAUGUGGCUUUAUUCUAGGAAAGCUAUUGCUGUCCUUAAAGAAUAUGUUGAGAAAUUUCCUGAAGUAUUUGAACUUCUCUCAAAACAAACAUCAAAUGAUGUUUAUGAUGACAAGGAUAUGUACCCUGGUGACAAUUGUGCCGAGAAAGUUUGUGAACUAUCCAAAUGGUUAAAAGAAGUUCCUUGUGUGAAUGUUGACCGUCAAUCUUGUGGGGCUCAGAUUCUUGAUGAUGAAGUUGUUUCUCAAAUUCAAGAUGUUGUCAAAUCAUUUCUUGACAACCCUCCUGACCCAAAGAGACUGAAACUGCAGGUUAAACCACAUAUUGUUUUUAAGUCAUCAUUACGGGUCGGCAAUUUGGCACCUGACAAUAGUACAACAUUCCAACUAUUUGACCGUGUUGUGAAUGUUCGGGAUGAUUCUACUGUGCCUCUAGGACUUAAAGGCACAAUUAUUGGCAUUCGCCCUUCAGAGAUUGAAGCUGAUACUAUGUAUGAUGUGCUAUUUGACAGAGAAUUUCCCUCUGGAAUGUCCUUGGCUGGCACAAAAGGAAAUUCUUACAGAAUGUCUAGAACUGCUUUAAUUGAUAUAUCACACGGUCUUCGCCAAGGCCUUAUUCACGAAAGCUACAGAAAUGUCCAGACUCAACCUCAAUCCAACUCAGCAUUUGCUAAAUGGGCUGGAAAAGGAAAAGAAGGAAUCAAGCCAGCAUCAAAUAUGAAAGAACCCUUACCCUCCAAAGGCUCAAACAGAGAGAAGCAGUUUACUAGCAAGAAGCAGUCAGAUUCCCCCAACAACCCAGGCCGUUUUAAAUUUCCUGCACCACCAAAUGUACAAAUUUUGUCGAAGGAGAACCCCAAACCAUCAGUUCCCCCUCAAAAUCAGCAAUGGGAUCAGGUGCAAAUAAAUUCGGGAAAGAGUACAAAUCACAAUGGUCUGUGUGGUCCUCCACCUCCAAAUGCAUUGCCAAUACCAAACAACAACAUGACUAAUGUAAUGGACUCAAAAACAAAUACAUUAAAAAUGAUGUUGGGAGUAGCUUCUAAUGCAGCCAAAGCCCAAGAAGUACCAAGUGCCUUUCCUGUAGCCGCAUCCCCUGCGGAUUUUGCAAAGUCCAUGAAGCCUACUUGUGAAAUAUCUCCCUAUUCUCAAGAUGUUUGUGGUUUUCUGCUCCAAUUCUUCCAGAGGAAAGGUGUUGGUGUGCCUUUGUAUAGUGUAGCUGCUAUGGGAGCUGAUGUGUUUGCUCGACUAACAUUACCUGAUGGUACAAUUGUGAAUGGCAGACCUUCUUUAACCAAACAAGGAGCAGCAGAGAAUGCUGCUUUUCAGGCUCUCCAUUUACUUAAAGUUUGCCGUGUUUGUGAUAAUGAGGACAUGCUAUCAAGUACCAAGCAAUUCACAACUCAAUCUCAAACUCAGCCAAACAGGCAGCUGAGUGGGCAACCUCAGCAGUUUUUUGAACAGUUCAGACAGGGUCACUUCCCUGGUCAACCUGUUGUCACUUCAGGAAAUCCUAAUUGGCUACAGUCUGGCCAUAGCCAGCAGGAUCAUGCCAGAACCUCCUUCCCUCAGGGACCUCCAUUUUCCCAGGCUCUACAGCAUCAUAAUCUGAAUUAUCAGCAACCUUCUCAACCUCCAAAUCAACAGUACGGCCAUCCAUCCAGACACAAUACUUUGGUUUCACAUCAAUCUCCCCCCAAAAAACAACAGUCAAAUAACCAUUACAGAAGAGAGGAGAGUGGAUCUAAUAACUGGCAGUCAGUGAAGCAUUCACCUCAAAGACAACAACACCAAGGUGCGACAAAGAAAAACCAAAAGGAUUCAAAUUCAUUUGUCCCUUUGCAAGCAAUGAAAAAGCAAAGACAUGCCCGUAAACUUGGCCCACCAUCGCAUCAAGGGCCCAAUGUGCCUGUAAGGGGUCCAACAAGUGCUUCAAAAGAGAGAGAUUCCACUAUCAGUGUUGAACAGUUGGAAAAGGGCAAAUCACAUGAAAGCAAUCUUGAGUCGAUCUCGAGAAAGACGUGUCCUCCACCAUUAGGCCCAGACACAGCCAAGGAGCAGGACACAAGUAAAAUCACUGUUAGAGAAGAAAAUAAAGAUGACUCUCGUUCUGUUUCAAGAAUGAAGAGGUCACGUUUAGCUAUCAAUUUUAACUCAUCAAAUGCAUGAUUGAUUUUUGAAAUUUAUUUCUUGGAUUUUUUUUUUUUUUUUAAUUUGUGACUGAAGAAAUGACCUUUUUUUGUAAUUUUUACAUGCUAUCAGCGUCUGUAUAAUUGAAUGACCUUCCUGAUGCGGUUAGAUUUGGAUCUCUGAGUAUAAAUCAAGUUUAAGUUCUGUAAUACUAGAGCAUCAAAUCUCUAGAAAUUUAUGUGGAGUAUGAACCCUUAUUGAUAGAUCAACUGAGCAGGGUGCUUAUGUGUAAUUAAUUUGUUUCAUAACAUGUUCCCAGUACAAAACUUGUAUAUAAACUUGUAAAAUCAAUGUGAAUUAAAGCAACUACUCCUUA
Frankliniella occidentalis (western flower thrips) is the source of this 5627-nucleotide messenger RNA. It is a transcript of the gene pcm, whose product is annotated as 5'-3' exoribonuclease 1. Gene Ontology annotation, molecular function: RNA binding; 5'-3' RNA exonuclease activity. Gene Ontology annotation, biological process: rRNA catabolic process; nuclear-transcribed mRNA catabolic process. The record is from RefSeq and is a predicted model, not a curated record. Gene Ontology annotation, cellular component: nucleus. The coding region runs from base 185 to 5290 and encodes 1701 amino acids. The transcript has 27 exons. NCBI's taxonomy places the organism in Eukaryota, Metazoa, Arthropoda, Insecta, Thysanoptera, Thripidae.